Lingula anatina is the source of this 1776-nucleotide messenger RNA. RefSeq lists its product as uncharacterized. The record is from RefSeq and is a predicted model, not a curated record. Gene Ontology annotation, cellular component: mitochondrion. Lineage: Eukaryota; Metazoa; Brachiopoda; Lingulata; Lingulida; Lingulidae.
CUGUGUCACUCUAAGUGUUAUUUCCGUACAUUUCAGCAGUAGAAUUUCACCGUCAAUCGAGCGUCUCUUCGUGUGUGUAAACUAGCACAAUUGCAUUGGAUAUCCACAGUUUGUAAAGGUGACUUAACAACCAAAGCUUUUUAGAACCAAAAAUGUUAAGUAUCUGCAGCACCUUCGCUUUACGGUCAGCCAGAUAUUCCCUGCCUGGAAUCCGAGCCAUCUCCACAUCGUCUUGCUUACUGACAGGCCCUCUGGAUGACCAAGGGCAUGUAGUCAUCAAGGAUAAACCCUCUCAAGGAAAACACGGGAGACCUGAGCACGCUUUUGCACCUCACCACUGCCAGGAUUUAGAGGUCCUGUCCCAAAUCGACGAUGCCAUUAAGGAGACAGAGGAGAUGAUGAUUGGAGGGUCGGAGACGGCAAGAGUACACGUGCACGCGGCGGCCUCCGCGGCUGCCGAUACCGACUCUCCGGACAGCAACUACUGCGAUGCCCACAGUAACAUAGAUCUCCACUGCGUGAUGCAGACCAUGGUCCCCGAGCCCGUUGACACCAACAACGGUUCCCCGUCCCACGUGAACAUGCCAGGCGGGGGACAGCUCCGGAAUGACAAGUACGUCUACGAUAACCUACACGAGAUCUACCCUUCGCGGAAGUACCACACAAGCGCUCGACAGUACUCCAGUGCACCCCCUGAGCCGAAAUAUUGGACCAGCACGGACCCCUGCCCCCAGGGCAUCCAGGGAGACGAUUGUGAGAGGUUCAAACUGUGGCUGGAGAACUGCCGCAAGUAUGGCCUGCAGGACUGCGAUAGGGAGGUGCAGGGAAUUCAGGAAGGCAGGAAGACGGUGGCACAGGUCAUCGCAGAGCAAGAUGAGAUGAUCAGGAAAAUCAAUGCUCAUUAUAAAAAGAAUGGAGACAAGGAGCAAUUUGGUCAACAAAAGAGGGGCUAUGCCUCCCUGGUUUUUCCCCAGCGUCGCCAUUACUGCACCAAGUCUGACCCACCACCGCCAGCAGGAGAGGUACAGCUCAGCGGGGCACAGAAACUAAAACUAGCUGUAAAGGAUUAUGGUUCUACUGUGGUUGUAUUCCACGUCAGCCUCUCCCUCGCCUCCUUAGGGGGCUUUUAUCUGGCUGUGACAAGCGGCAUUGACAUGGUUGGACUUCUCACAAAGAUAGGAAUCGGAACACAGUAUUUAGAAUCUGGAGUCCUCACAGGCGCCAGUACAUUUGUGAUUGCUUAUGCUGUACAUAAAGUGUUUGCUCCAGUUAGAAUAGCCAUCACACUCAGUGUGACCCCUUUUCUGGUCAGGUAUCUCAGAAAUAUUGGACUGCUCAAACCACCCAAGGCAGCAGUUGUGAAACCUGCUGACGAGACUGAAUCAACUCCAGGGGGAGACUCUAAAACAGACAAGCUAUGAUAGAUUGUUGAACUACUAGGACUAGCAUUUAUAAAAACCAAUGACUAGAAAAAACAUCCAGUUGAAAGAAGGGAUGUAGUAAAAAAAUAUCUCGAUAAAAGGCAGCAGAUUAAGUUCUCAUUAACUGGAUAAUACUAGUGCAUUUAUUCACUGAUGAGUACUUUGACAGAUGCAUUUACCAAAGUGCCCUUUUUUUAGUAUUUAUUUAGGUUUGUCAGUCUAUGCUCUCCAUAGGGGGAAGCAAAAAUCAAUUUGCAUCCUAGAAAACAGCCUGCUUGCUUUGUUAAAUAACACUUAAUCAGUGAUGACCUGUAAGGUGACCUGUUGUGUAGCAUCCAGAUUGUUGAAGGGUAGA